AUCACCUCAUCUGUUUGAUAUAUUAAUCAGUUAAUUCUUAUCACAUGAGUUGCAGAUUUAUAAGUGUUAUUGAUUUAAUUUAGUCAUGGCCACCUACAAACUGAGCUAUUUCGACGUCCCGGGAGUAGCAGAGCCUAUUCGUUUUUUGUUUCACUAUGGAGGAAUUCAAUUUGAAGACAAUCGUAUAAACAAAUUGAACUGGUCAGAUCUUAAACAAACGUUUCCGUUUGGACAGGUUCCAGUCCUCGAACACAACGGAAAAGUAAUAAAUCAAAGUCGGGCGAUUUCUAGAUAUGUUGCAAAACUAGUAAAUUUAACGGGAAAUGACGAUUGGGAAAAUCUCGAAAUUGAUUCUAUUGUCGAUACGUUUGAGGAUUUGAGAGAUCAUUUUAGAAAGUACACCUUUGAGACCAAUCCCGAAAAAAAGAUGGAACUCAAGAAGAAGCUGGAUGAUGAAAUUUUACCUUUUUAUUUGACCCGCAUAGAAGAACAGAUUAAAAACAAUGGUGGUUUUUUGGUGGGAGGUCAUUUGACAUGGGCAGAUCUGUUUGUUGUUGCCCAUAUAGAUAGUUUCAUCCAAAAGUAUGAACAAGAUGUCACUAUAGGUAGACCAAAUUUGAAAAAAUUGAAGGAACAUGUUUUAUCAUUAGACAAUAUAAAAGAAUAUAUUUCACAACGACCAAAAUUUUAAAAAAUAUAGUAAUUAAAUAAAUAUUUCAUUUGC
This is a messenger RNA of Aethina tumida (small hive beetle), 724 nucleotides long. RefSeq names its product glutathione S-transferase-like. The coding region runs from base 86 to 691 and encodes 201 amino acids. The record is from RefSeq and is a predicted model, not a curated record. Gene Ontology annotation, biological process: glutathione metabolic process. The transcript is spliced from 5 exons. Gene Ontology annotation, molecular function: glutathione transferase activity. Lineage: Eukaryota; Metazoa; Arthropoda; Insecta; Coleoptera; Nitidulidae.